Anastrepha ludens (Mexican fruit fly) is the source of this 1994-nucleotide messenger RNA. RefSeq names its product actin-related protein 2 (gene Arp2). The coding region runs from base 245 to 1444 and encodes 399 amino acids. The record is from RefSeq and is a predicted model, not a curated record. Gene Ontology annotation, biological process: Arp2/3 complex-mediated actin nucleation. Lineage: Eukaryota; Metazoa; Arthropoda; Insecta; Diptera; Tephritidae. Gene Ontology annotation, molecular function: actin filament binding. The transcript is spliced from 8 exons. Gene Ontology annotation, cellular component: actin cortical patch; Arp2/3 protein complex.
UGCUACUUCAACACAAAUGGCCCCACGGAUUUUGACGUUAGUCAUCGCCGCAAAAAAAGUAAAGAAAUUCCUAUUGCCCAUGAAUUUGUGGCUGACAAUAUUAAUUAUAUUUUUCGGCUAUUAAUUGUGAAGUAGAAAGUGAAAAAGUAUAUAGAAAAUUCAAUACAGGAGCGGUGUAAUCUGCAAGCGAAGGAAUUGAAAGCAGUGAUCGUCGGUGGUCGAGUCAACAUUACCAACAGUGGAAAUGGAUAGCAAGGGACGCAAUGUUAUCGUAUGCGAUAAUGGAACCGGUUUCGUGAAAUGUGGUUAUGCUGGCAGUAAUUUCCCUGCACACAUAUUUCCCUCCAUGGUUGGCAGACCGAUAAUUCGUGCAGUUAAUAAAAUCGGUGACAUAGAAGUGAAGGAUUUACAUGUCGAUGAUCUAAUGGUGGGCGAUGAAGCCUCACAACUACGCUCGCUCCUGGAGGUGUCCUAUCCAAUGGAGAAUGGUGUGGUGCGCAAUUGGGAGGACAUGUGUCACGUGUGGGAUUAUACGUUUGGUCCGAAAAAAAUGAAUAUUGAUCCAAAGAAUACAAAAAUACUUUUGACAGAACCGCCCAUGAAUCCACUAAAGAAUAGAGAAAAGAUGAUUGAGGUGAUGUUCGAAAAGUAUGGCUUCGAUUCGGCGUAUAUUGCAAUUCAGGCAGUGCUAACACUUUAUGCGCAAGGCUUAAUUUCGGGCGUCGUGAUCGAUUCGGGUGACGGUGUGACGCAUAUUUGCCCGGUGUACGAGGAAUUUGCACUGCCACAUUUAACCAGACGUCUGGACAUUGCCGGCCGUGAUAUCACACGGUAUCUGAUUAAGUUACUGCUUUUGCGCGGUUACGCGUUCAAUCAUUCCGCUGAUUUUGAGACUGUGCGCAUGAUGAAGGAGAAACUCUGUUAUAUCGGUUACGAUAUUGAGAUGGAACAGCGACUGGCAUUGGAAACUACUGUCCUUGUUGAGUCAUAUACAUUACCCGAUGGUCGUGUGAUAAAGGUGGGCGGUGAACGUUUUGAAGCGCCCGAGGCGCUCUUCCAGCCCCAUCUAAUAAACGUUGAGGGCCAAGGCAUAGCUGAGUUAGUGUUCAACACCAUACAAGCGGCCGAUAUCGAUAUGCGCCCGGAAUUGUACAAGCAUAUCGUUCUAUCUGGUGGUUCAACCAUGUAUCCAGGUCUUCCUAGUCGAUUGGAACGCGAAAUAAAGCAAUUGUAUUUGGAACGUGUGCUCAAGAAUGAUAUCGAUAAAUUAGCGAAAUUCAAAAUUCGCAUUGAAGAUCCACCACGGCGAAAAGAUAUGGUUUUCAUUGGUGGCGCUGUUUUGGCUGAAGUAACAAAGGAUCGCGAUGGUUUUUGGAUGUCGAAGCAAGAGUAUCAGGAACAAGGACUUAAAGUAUUACAGAAACUUACGAAGAGCACUCAGUAGUAGUAGCAAGGGCCAAAAAAUACUGUUAGCAUUCAAGUUCUGCGUACAGAUAUGUUUUGUAUUGUGUUUUCAUAAUUACCAAUACAGCAGAUUAGUAUAUGUAAAUUUAAGUUAAAAAAUGACAAGACAGUACUGUUAUCUAUAUUAAUUUUCCAAACAGUCUACAUAUAUUAACUUGCUCUAUUUAUAAAAUUAAUUAUUCCUUUCGCUUUUAACUUAAGAGUUUCGGAUAUUUCUUUUCUAUUUCAAAACAAAAAUGGACACAAACGACUUUGAUGACUUGCUCACACACCACUUUACCGUAAGAUACAAAUAGUUACAUACAUACGUACAUAUACGCUUUGUCUAGAAAAUUAAAUUAUAGAUAUGCAUUUAAUUUUUAUGUGCGUAAGCUAUGAAAGCCAUUUUAAAUGUUCUGUACACUGUAAAAAUUUGAUUACUCCUACUCCCCAUUGUAUGCCAAUUCUACUUAUGUAGCACGAUAAUUUCCCACUGUUGCUAUGAUUUAAAGAUGAAAAAUGAAAUAUUUUUUAUUUAACCUAAUAUAAAA